Molecule: messenger RNA, 1351 nt
Organism: Oryza brachyantha (malo sina)
Lineage: Eukaryota; Viridiplantae; Streptophyta; Magnoliopsida; Poales; Poaceae
Product: 1-aminocyclopropane-1-carboxylate oxidase 1
Exons: 2
Coding region: 59-1024 (321 amino acids)
Source: RefSeq, a predicted model, not a curated record
ACUAGUUGUGACUAGUGAGAGACAGUACUGUGAAUCCUUGGACUUUGAGAGCUACGAAAUGGCACCGACCUCGUCGUUCCCCAUCAUCGACAUGGCGUUGCUCGCCGGGGAGGAGCGGCCUGCAGCGAUGGAACUGCUGCAUGACGCAUGCGAGAACUGGGGAUUCUUCGAGGUCCUGAACCACGGCAUCUCGACGGAGCUGAUGGACGAGGUGGAGAAGAUGACCAAGGGCCACUACAAGCGUGUGCGCGAGCAGAGGUUCCUCGAGUUCGCCAGCAAGGCGCUCAACGACGACGGCGGCCAGGGCGCGAAGGCGGAGAACCUGGACUGGGAGAGCACCUUCUUCGUGCGCCACCUCCCGGAGUCCAACCUCGCCGGCGUCCCCGACCUCGACGACGACUACCGGCGGGCCAUGAGGCGGUUCGCGGCGGAGCUGGAGGACCUGGCGGAGCGGCUGCUCGACCUGCUCUGCGAGAACCUCGGCCUGGAGAAGGGCUACCUCACGCGGGCCUUCCGUGGCCCCGCCGGCGCCCCCACCUUCGGCACCAAGGUCAGCAGCUACCCGCCGUGCCCGCGCCCCGACCUCGUCAGCGGCCUCCGCGCCCACACCGACGCCGGCGGCAUCAUCCUUCUCUUCCAGGACGACCGCGUCGGCGGCCUCCAGCUGCUCAGGGACGGCGAGUGGGUCGACGUGCCGCCCGUGCGCCACUCCAUCGUCGUCAACCUCGGCGACCAGCUGGAGGUGAUCACCAACGGCAGGUACAAGAGCGUGAUGCACCGGGUGGUGGCGCAGGCCGACGGCAACCGGAUGUCCAUCGCGUCGUUCUACAAUCCAGGCAGCGACGCCGUCAUCUCCCCGGCGCCGGCGCUGGUGGAGAAGGACGCCGGCGGGACGUACCCCAGGUUCGUGUUCGAGGACUACAUGAAGCUGUACGUGCGCCACAAGUUCGAGGCCAAGGAGCCCAGGUUCGAGGCCUUCAAGGCCAUGGAGACCGAGACCCCCAACCGCAUUGCCAUCGCCUGAUCGAUGACAUGAUGUAGCAACGAUCCCCUAGCUUCCGGAUCGAUCGAUCGAUCAGUGGCAGUAUGUGUUCUAGUCGUGUUCGUAGUGUGAUCGUGUGCACGCCUGCAUGGUCGGCUCGUUUUCUUCCUGAAUAAAGCUGCGUCUCGUCACCUUGGAUUGUCAAUUUGUCAGUUGUUGUGCGCGUGCUGUUUUGCAUGUACGGCCAUGUAUCUUUGUCGGCUGUCCUUGUGUACCUGAUAGCUCGUUAUGCGGCGUGCUGUACCGUGUCACGGGUUGUUAUUUCGAAUCUAGUUCUAUAAUAUCGUGGGGAUUUAUGAUAUUAUUCUG